UUUAGAUUUUCACUCUUCAACAAUAUCAUCGUCACUAUAUGGCUACCAUUUCACUCAGGCAUAACCCUCAAGUCAACAACACCAACCAGCAACGUGAAAUCAUCACCGAAGAGAUCCAAGGACUCAUUAGAGUCCACAGAGAUGGACGUGUAGAGAGACCACCGAUUGUUCCUACUGUCUCCUGCACAGUCGCAUCAUCAUCAUCAUCAUCAUCGUCUUCAAGUGCCAAAGAUGUUAUCAUCAACAAAGAGACAAACUUAUGGGCACGUGUUUAUGUGCCUUCAAUGAGUUAUCACACAAAGCCUCUUCCUUUGCUUGUGUACUUCCAUGGUGGUGGAUUCUGUGUUGGUUCUGCUGCUUGGAGCUGUUACCACGAGUUCUUGACCAACCUUGCUUCCAAAGCAAACUGUGUCAUUCUCUCUGUGGAUUAUCACUUAGCCCCAGAGAAUCGUCUUCCUGUGGCAUACGAUGACGGUUUCAACGCUCUCAAGUGGGUCAAAAGAGAAGCGAUGAACAUCUCCGGUGCGCAAAAGUGGUGGCUGACUCACUGCGACAUGUCUUCCGUUUUCCUCGCCGGUGAUAGUGCAGGUGCCAACAUAGCUUAUAAUGUGGCCACCCGCAUGGGAUCAUCAUCAUCAUCAAACGCGACGACACCAUUAUCCCUCAAGGGUGUCAUACUGAUCCAACCUUUCUUCGGAGGAGAAGAAAGAACUAGCUCUGAGAAGCAUUUCCUUCAGCCACCCACUUCAGCGCUCACUUUAUCCGUUUCCGACACUUAUUGGCGCUUGGCGCUUCCUCUUGGAGCCACCCGUGACCACCCAUAUUGCAACCCUCUUGCACAUGGCACGGUCAAGUUGAGAGAUUUGAGGGUUUCUUCCAUCAUGGUGUGCGUUUCAGAAAUGGAUAUACUGAAAGAUAGGAACUUGGAGUUCUCAAAAGCUUUGGCUAAAGCAGGGAAAAGAGUUGAAACAGUUGUUUUCAAAGGCGUAGGACAUGCCUUCCAAGUGCUGCAUAAUUACCAGCUUUCACAUUCCCGAACCCAAGAAAUGAUAACCCAUAUCAGAAACUUUGUUUACCAGUAACUCCUGUGUUUGAUUAAUGUUCAGUUAUUACAGUUUGAUAGACUUAUAUAUAGCACAGAUAACGAUAGUUUGAGUAUCUAUGGUUUCAAAUUUCAAAUUGUUAUGUACAGUAGAGUUACUACUUGUGACACUCGAAUAUGAGAUUGGUAUGCUGCAGUC
Messenger RNA from Vigna radiata var. radiata (mung bean), 1241 nucleotides. RefSeq names its product probable carboxylesterase 17. The transcript has a single exon. NCBI's taxonomy places the organism in Eukaryota, Viridiplantae, Streptophyta, Magnoliopsida, Fabales, Fabaceae. Gene Ontology annotation, molecular function: hydrolase activity. The coding region runs from base 39 to 1082 and encodes 347 amino acids. The record is from RefSeq and is a predicted model, not a curated record.